Messenger RNA from Acaulospora morrowiae, 567 nucleotides. The record is from the annotation of a GenBank genome assembly. Lineage: Eukaryota; Fungi; Glomeromycota; Glomeromycetes; Diversisporales; Acaulosporaceae.
AUGUCGCAGCUUGAACAGCUACAAGUGAAUUACGAUCGAGUGGCGAAAGAAAGGGACGAUUUCGCAGGCCAGGUUUCCACACUUUCAUCCCAAAGAUUGCAAGCGGAAUUAGAUCAAAUUGCUCUAAAUCGUGAUGCAAAGGAAGAGGUGAAGUCGUUAACUGGCGAUCUUACCAAGGAAAUAAGUCGAUUGAGCGAACAUUGCCCGAUUGAAAAACCAAUCAGGCGCAGUAAAGAAGCAUUGGAGGUGAACAAGGAUAUUCUCGAGUCACAAGAAGGAACUUUAUCAAUCCAACUAAACGACGAAUCUUACGCAAUUAUUCAACAAAGCGGCGAAACGGGGAACGCUAACCUAAGAUUACGAGAACACCAAGAUUCUAUUACACGCCAACAAGAGAUUGGACAGAUUCAGGAGGAACUCGAAGAUGUUAAGAUACAGCGAUCGGAGAUACGCAAUGACCAAGGACGUAAAGUAUAUGAAGUGGACGCGCCCCGAAGAAUGAAUAUAAAACCACAAGCAAUGCAACAAUAUCUGCCGAGUCAAUCGCAAAACUUUGUUGAUUCUUAA